Colossoma macropomum (tambaqui) is the source of this 828-nucleotide messenger RNA. RefSeq names its product cell division cycle associated 9 (gene cdca9). The coding region runs from base 33 to 794 and encodes 253 amino acids. The record is from RefSeq and is a predicted model, not a curated record. The transcript is spliced from 10 exons. Gene Ontology annotation, cellular component: chromosome passenger complex; spindle midzone; chromosome, centromeric region. Lineage: Eukaryota; Metazoa; Chordata; Actinopteri; Characiformes; Serrasalmidae. Gene Ontology annotation, biological process: mitotic sister chromatid segregation.
GGACCCGGUGAAGGAGGGGAGGGUUUGGUAUCAUGGCCGCACGAAAAACUCGGAAAGUUAGUCACGCUUCUGUCGGUCAGCCUGAAGGCCAGCAUGGAGUGGACAAGCUGAGGAAAAGGAAGGAGCUCUUCAUCCAGCAGUUUGAGAAGGAAGCGCAGGAACGGGUCAACGAGAUGGAGGCCAAGCUGGACAAACUGCUGUCGACCGUGGACAGAACGUUCAAGAUCGAGAUGAUGAAGCUGCCCCAGUCCCUCCACACCACGCUGAUCAAAGACCUGAUGAAUGCCCAAGAGUCCUCAGUUGGGGAGGUCACCAUGGCCAUCGCGUCUGCCUCUCCAGAGAUCAGCAGGCCUCUUAGCAGGAAACCCAGCAAAAAAGGCAAGGCCAGUAACUCGGCAGCACAGCCGAAAUCUACCGGUCAGAUCAAGACAGAUGACGGCACCAAGAGACGAACCAAGAAGAAAAUGCAGUCCAGUAACAGCACAGGAAGCCUCAGAAGUGCCUCGACUAUCAGCACGACAAGAACUAACGGCCGAGUGGUCAAACUCAGUGACCAGGCGCUGGUGUCUGGUUGGAAAGCGAGAUUAAAGAGCCGCUCACUCAGUGAAGACCUCUCUGGAAACGCUACAGCCAUGAUCACCACGUCUCUUGGGGAGACGCUGCUUCUGUCAGAGGAGAAUAAAGAUGCAGUCAGACUUGAACUUCUGGAUGACUUGGCGUUGUGUCAGAUGCAGAAGAUAAAGGAGCUGAUGGACUACCUGUUCAACAAGGUUAAGAUGAACAACACUCAAUGAUGUGGCGCAGUUCGAAGAACGCUGAUGGUUUUAA